GAUCCCGUCGAUGCGGUUGCGGGCGACGGCGACCAGUCGAAGCCGCGGGGCAAGGGCAAGGACGGCAAGAGUACGGGCAGCACGGCGUCGAUCUCCACCAUGGAUGUCCCGUCCCUGCUCAAGAUGGCGGCGAACGGCACCGAGAACCAGGAUUUGAAGAAGCUGCUGCAGGGUGAGGCGGCCAAGUUGGAUCCCGUGGUCCACACCCCCGCCGACGGCACGGCCGAGGCGCUGAAGCGCGCCGUCGGCGCGUGGCGGGACGCUGACCACAAACACACCCAGGCAGCCGCCAAUGUCGUGAGGCUGCAGGCCAACCUCGACCUGGCCCUCCAGCGCGAGCGAGCGGCAGCGCUCACCCUCGCUCAGGCUGAGCGGGCCAAGAAGGCAGCCACGGCCGCUAUGGCCCAGGCUGAAGGAGUCGGCGCGCAGCCGCGGGAGGAGGAGACUGGGCAGCGUCCCAAGUUCGCCCUCUCCUGGGAUCGUACACUCUUUGAAGGCCUCGAGGACUUAGAAUGCGAAGAGAAUGAGCGGGCGGAUCUGCGGAAGGUUAAGACCGACCUCGAGCAGCUCCAGGCCCAUCUCACAGGCAAGGAGGCCGAGGUUUCGGCCAUGUUCGAGAAGGCGCACGCGGUGAAGCACGCCAUCGCGGAGCGCCUCAAGAAGAAGCGGAAGACCGAGGGCGGCCCCGCCGAGACGGGCAGCGGCGUCGGCGGGAGCGAGGGGGCCAGCGGCGCCGCAACGGCGACCGAGGCUCAACCUGCUCCCGCGUCGACGGCGGCUGACACGCCCGUUGGCGAGGCCGACGAUGAGGAGCCGAGGGCCGCGGCUGAGAAGAUAUCGGCGGCCAAGCUCCUGGCUCAGAAGAAGGUCUUGGAGGAGCAGAAGGCGAACGCAGCCAAGUCGGCCGGCAAGGGCAAGGGCGGUCAACCAGCUGAUGCAGAGGCGUCGGCCUUGAAGGGCACGGGCGAGGCUGGCAUUUCGGGGCCCUCUCCGCUGCACGGGGACAAGUGCGACGACUUGUCAUCUUUAUUCUUCGCCAAUAUCACAUGUAUUGGUGAUAAAGCGUGGAAGCACCUCUCCACUCACAAUUUCGAUAUCGUGGGUGCAGUCGAGACUCAUGUGGCGGAGUCUGAUAUUUCUGCAUGGGAUAAGAAGGCUCGGCGCGCGGGCCUCAAACUUUUACCUAACCCCGCCAGGGGUCGGGACAAGCGCGUUUCGAAGCAGCAGCAGUCCAGGGCCAACGAGGGGGGCGAGUGGGUUAUGUGCAAGGGCCACCUGUAG
Prorocentrum cordatum is the source of this 1281-nucleotide messenger RNA. NCBI's taxonomy places the organism in Eukaryota, Dinophyceae, Prorocentrales, Prorocentraceae. The record is from the annotation of a GenBank genome assembly.